AUGCGGCCCCUCAUCCACCUCCACUUCCCCUCUAUCAUCCCCUAUGCCGCCGCUGCACACCUUCAAGAAUCCCUCGUCUCGCGCUUCCUCGCGUCGAAACCGCCAUCCAACCUCCCAGCUCCGCCGCCGCAUAUCAUAACCGCCGAAUUCAAUCCCGUGUACACCUGCGGGCGCAGAGAAAUUGGAACGGUAUCCGCAGAGCAGCAAGACUACCUCCGCGCCAAUGGGCGCGCCGCCUUCGUAGAAGCCAUGCGUGGCGGGCAGACUACGUUCCAUGGGCCGGGCCAACUCGUCGCAUAUCCUAUCAUCGACUUGCGCACGCAUAGACUCACGCCGCGAGAUUAUGUCUGCGUGCUGGAAAAGUCGCUCAUAGCUACGUGCGCACGGUACGGCAUCAAAGCGAUGACCACAGAGCAUACAGGCGUGUGGACUACACCUGACGACAAGAUUGCCGCGAUUGGCGUGCAUAUGCGACGGAAUGUGACGAGCCAUGGAGUGGGGUUGAACGUUAGCACGGAUCUGUGGUGGUUUGAUAGGAUUGUAGCUUGUGGGCUGGAGGGAAAGCGGACGACAAGUUUUGAGAAGGAGGGGCUCAGGGGAAAGAGUGUGGAGGAGGUAGGGAAAGUGUUUGUGGGGGAGUUUGGGAAGAGGAUUGGGGCUGAGGGUGUUGAAGAGAGGGAUGCUGAGGAAUGA
Messenger RNA from Trematosphaeria pertusa, 693 nucleotides. Its product is annotated as lipoyltransferase. The coding region runs from base 1 to 693 and encodes 230 amino acids. Gene Ontology annotation, cellular component: mitochondrion. Gene Ontology annotation, molecular function: lipoyl(octanoyl) transferase activity. The transcript is spliced from 2 exons. Gene Ontology annotation, biological process: protein lipoylation. The record is from RefSeq and is a predicted model, not a curated record. Lineage: Eukaryota; Fungi; Ascomycota; Dothideomycetes; Pleosporales; Trematosphaeriaceae.